Salvelinus namaycush (lake trout) is the source of this 681-nucleotide messenger RNA. RefSeq names its product extensin-like. The record is from RefSeq and is a predicted model, not a curated record. Lineage: Eukaryota; Metazoa; Chordata; Actinopteri; Salmoniformes; Salmonidae. Bases 1 to 681 code for a protein of 226 amino acids. The transcript has 2 exons.
AUGCCUCAGCUGGCUCGUCAGGCUCCCAUGCCUCAGGUGUCUCGAGAGGCUCACAAGCCUCAGUUGGCUCGACAGGCUUCCACGCCGUGCCUUGGCCGGCCCGUCAAGAUCGCCCAACCUGUCAGACCCACAACCCCCAACUCCACAGCCCCUCAGACCCCCAACCCUCAACCCCACAACCACUCAGACCCCCAACCCUCAGCCCUCAGCACCAAAACCCCUCAGACCCCCAACCCUCACCCUCAGUCCCAAAGCCCCUCAGACCACCAACCCUCAACUCCACAGCCCCUCAGACCCCCAACCCUCACCCUCAGCCCCAAAGCCCCUCAGACCCCAACCCCCAACCCCACAGCCCCUCAGACCCCCAACCCUCAGCACCAAAACCCCUCAGACCCCCAACCCUCACCCUCAGCCCCAAAGCCCCUCAGACACCCAACCCUCAACCCCACAGCCCCUCAGACCCCCAACCCUCAUCCGUCAGCACCAAAACCCCUCAGACCACCAACCCUCAUUCCUCAGCACCACAACCCUUCAGACCCUCAUCCCUCAGCACAACAGCACUACAGCCCCUCAGAACCCCAACCCUCAUCCCUCAGCAUCACAGCCCCUCAGACCCCAACCCCCAACCCUCAACCAUCAGUACCACAGCCCCACCGCCACACUGCCAGGGCUACCUUCUGA